Messenger RNA from Amphiprion ocellaris (clown anemonefish), 1961 nucleotides. RefSeq names its product BUD13 homolog (gene bud13). The transcript has 10 exons. Gene Ontology annotation, cellular component: RES complex; U2-type spliceosomal complex. Gene Ontology annotation, biological process: mRNA splicing, via spliceosome. Gene Ontology annotation, molecular function: RNA binding. The record is from RefSeq and is a predicted model, not a curated record. The coding region runs from base 21 to 1685 and encodes 554 amino acids. Lineage: Eukaryota; Metazoa; Chordata; Actinopteri; Pomacentridae.
UAGUUUCUCACAACACAACGAUGGCCGCCUCCACAGGUAGUAAGAAAGGACCUGAACUUUCUAAAGCUGAAUAUCUAAAGCGUUAUUUAUCCGCCGGUGACGACUCUAAGAAAUCAACAGGAAAGAUUAAGAAGAAACGGCGUAAGGUUCCUGAGAGAGGACUUAAAAUUGUAGACGAUGACAUAGACUGGAGACAUAUGGUCACAGAGCAGGCGGAGGUUGAAGAGGACGAGGAAGAAGCUCCAGUGAUUGCUGAGGUGAUUGAUGAUCGACCAGAGGAAGUGAAACAGCUGGAAGCCUUUAGAACCAGCAACAGGUGGAAAGUAAUCGGAGCUGAUGAAGAGAAAAACAUAGAUGAGGGGAAUGGAGGAGAGCAUCAACAUACGGAGCCUGAGGCGUCAAGCAGAGGUCGCCAUGACUCGCCAGAGCUGUCAUCAAAGAGAAGAAGACAUGAUUCACCUGUCAGGAAGACCCGACAUGACUCCCCUGAUAUAUCUCCACCGAGGAGAAGUCGCCAUGAUUCUCCAGACGUAUCUCCUCCCAGAAGAAGUCGCCAUGAUUCUCCAGAUGUAUCUCCUCCCAGAAGAAGUCGCCAUGAUUCUCCAGACGUAUCUCCUCCCAGAAGAAGUCGCCAUGAUUCUCCAGACGUAUCUCCUCCCAGAAGAAGUCGCCAUGAUUCUCCAGACGUAUCUCCUCCCAGGCGAGGACGCCAUGACUCUCCAGACUUGUCACCUCCAAGGCAACAUUCAGGGAAGUCAGGGAAGGUGCACAGUAAAGAUUCAUCCCCUUACAGAAGAAAGCCCAGCUCAUUAUCAAGUAAAAAACGUUCACCUGAUUCUCGUCGGUCACCACUGGGUAAGAGGGCUCAGAAUAGGCACAAUUCAGACUCUGAUCAGUCACCCCCAAGAAGAAAGACACUGAAGAGAGAAGCUUCAGACUCCGACCAAUCUCCUCCAAGGAUGCACUCAAAAACAAGACGAGGCUCUGAUUCUGACGAGUCUCCACCCAGGAGGCGACCGCGGAGUGGAAAGGACUCAGAUGGAGACUUGUCACCCCCUCGUAGACAUGGCCAGUCACAGGGCCACAGGAUGCUUUCUGGUGGGAAGGCAGGCUUGGUUUCUGUAGAGAUUUUAAGAAAAGAGCAGGAGGAAAACCGACGUAGAGAAAGAAACAACCAACCACUUGAAGAUGACUCUCGCAAUGCCCAGACGGUGUUUCGAGACAAAAGUGGCAAAAGGAGGGAUUUGGAUUCAGAGAGAGAGGAACAGAAGAAGAAAGCUGGAAUAAAAGCAGCGAAAGAUGAGAAAUAUGCUCAGUGGGGAAAAGGGUUGGCCCAGAAUCAGAUGCAUCAGCAGAAACUUGAGGAUGCAGUGAUUGAAGCGCAGAAGCCGCUGGCACGUCACUACGACGACGAGGAUCUGGACCGCAUGUUGAGAGAGCAAGAAAGGGAAGGAGAUCCUAUGGCUGCCAUGCUCAGGCGGAAAAAAGACCGCAACCCAAAAGCACAAGAAAAACCUCGAUAUAAAGGCCCUGCUCCACCUCCAAACAGGUUCAAUAUUCCACCAGGCUAUCGCUGGGAUGGAGUUGACAGGUCAAAUGGUUUUGAACAGAAACGCUACAUGCGGAUAUCAGAUAAAAAAGCUGGCCAGGAGGCAGCUUAUAAAUGGAGUGUGGAGGACAUGUAAUGGCACUGGAAACUGAUGAAUCAGGAGCAAAGCUAAAGAGCAUUACUGCUCAUUCUGUAUAGAAUUCCUGUGCUGUCAAAACAACUGCAGAUUAUACAGAUCCACUCAACAGAACUUACAUUUUGAAAUAGACUGAGUUUGAUACAUCAGAUUAAAUUGUACAUAGCAGUGAAUUGACAGCAUCCUAAUGCUGCCACUAUCUUUGUAAUACCUGAGUCAUAGUGAAGCCAAAACAGAUGUGGUUUUCAUUGUUUUAUUAAAUGAUGUUUUUGUAAA